Molecule: messenger RNA, 3261 nt
Organism: Cannabis sativa
Lineage: Eukaryota; Viridiplantae; Streptophyta; Magnoliopsida; Rosales; Cannabaceae
Product: putative disease resistance protein At1g50180
Exons: 1
Coding region: 360-3065 (901 amino acids)
Biological process (GO): defense response to other organism
Molecular function (GO): ADP binding
Source: RefSeq, a predicted model, not a curated record
UGGGACUAAAAUUAUGCUUUCCAAUUUAAAUCAGUAUUUUAAUUUCUUGGUUUGCCACAUGCAAGGAUUAUAGACCCAAAAAAAAAAGAAAAAAAAAACUUUGUUGAAAGUUCUUACAUAAAAAGAAUUUAAUACAACAAUUAGGUGACUAUUAGAACAUAUUACAUUAUUUCAAACCUGUUUAGAUUAGGUAAUUAAUACUUUCCAACAAAUAAGUUUGACUUGAACAACUUUAGGAGCUUGCUCAAAUUAGAUGUUAUCAAAUUGUAAUGCAUAUUUUCUUUUCUAACUUUACUUCCAUCAAAAUAUUUUUUCCAAGUACUUGUGAAAACCUAUUCUGAUUGAUUUGGAGAGGAAAUAUGGCAGAAUAUGUUGUUCCCCUAGUGGUAGAAAAGUUGGCAAGCCAACUUAUGGAGGAAGCCAUUUCCUUGUCAAAAGGGAAGGAACAUGUCGAAUGGAUCGAAGCAGAACUAAGGCGAAUGCAGUGCUUUCUCAAAGAUGCAGAUGCUAAGCAGGAUAAGGAUGCAAGGAUUAGCAAUUGGGUGGUAGAUAUAAGAGAAGUUGCUUUUGAUGCAGAUGAUUUCAUUGAUACUUAUAUUUACAAAACAAAUGGACAAAGAGAGAAGGGUCUUGUCAUGUGUUUCAAGAGGUACUCUCAUCUAUUUUUCUUAUGCGAAUUAGUUUCUAACUUCAAAAUCAACAAGAAUAUCAGUAGGAUCAAAUCAAAAAUCCAUGAAAUAGCAGAUAGCAAAUUAACUUAUGGUAUUGAAAACAUAAGGCAAAAGAGUGAAGGGGCAACUUUAACAGUUAGUGAACUACAGGAGAGGAGAAUAUCUUCUCCUCAUCAUUUUGAGGAUGAUAUUAUUGGUUUGGAUGAAGACAUAAAAAGAUUAGAAUCUCAGUUGAUUUAUGGACAGUCGUGUCGAUCUGUACUCUCCAUAAUUGGUAUGGCAGGUUUAGGCAAGACCACUUUGGCUAAGAUGAUUUACCAUAGCAAUGGAAUAAAAAAUAAUUUUGACUGUUGUGCUUGGAUUUAUGUCUCUCAAGAAUAUAGUGCAGAAGAAGUUUUGAGGGAUUUGGCGAAAAAAGUCAUGGGCUUUUCUAAGAUAGAGUUGGAAAAGAUGCAUAGAGAAGAUUUGGUAGAAGAAAUUUCGAAGUUUCUACAGAGGAGAAGAUAUGUCAUAGUUUUGGAUGACAUAUGGAAGAAACAAGUGUGGGAUAAUCUGAAAGAUGCUUUUCCUGACUCGAAAAAUGGAAGUCGAAUCAUGCUCACUACUCGUUUCAAAGAUAUUGCUAUACAUGCUGAUCCGAGAAGUCCACCCCAUGAACCAAGUCUUCUUAAUGAUGAGGAAAGUUGGCAACUACUUUCCAGAAAGAUCUCCCUACAAUGGAAUGCAGUUACAAGUUUGCCUCCAUGGACUGAUGAGCUUGGAAAAAAAAUUGUUAAAAAAUGUGGGGGAUUGCCUCUAGCGAUUGUAGUACUAGGUGGACUCUUGUCGAGAAGGGAAGCUUCCUAUAAUGAGUGGCUCAAGGUUUUGCAAAGUGUUCAUUGGCAGCUAAGACAAGACACUAUACAAUGCGCAGACAUCUUAGCUUUAAGCUACUUUGAUUUGCCUUUCUACCUGAAGCCAUGCUUUCUUUACUUUGGUCUUUUUCCUGAAGACUUUGAGAUAUCUGCUAGUAGGUUGAUCUUGUUGUGGGUUGCAGAAGGAUUUGUGCAACCAAGAGGUCAAGAGCCAAUAGAAGAUGUCUCUGAAGACUACUUAGAAGAGCUUGUAGGAAGAAGCAUGGUUCAAGUUGCUACAAGGAACUCAAACGGAAGGAUCAAAACUUGUCGUAUGCAUGAUCUUUUGAGAGAACUCGCUAUAGCAAAAGCUACAGAAGACAGAUUUCUUCAUGUCAUCCAUGGUGAAAGUAGAGCUGGUUCUAUAAGGACCCUCUCAAGAAGUCGUCGACUUGCUAUACACUUCAAUUUUCCCCCAUCUAAGAAGACAACAAUUAAUUUACGCUCCUUGUUAUGCUUUGACCUCAAUGAGCCAGUUAAAGUUCAAGUAAAGAGGUUUAAACUACUGAGAGUUCUUGAUUUAGAAGGUUCAUAUAUAUCCAAGCUUGACUCAGCUAUUGGAAAGCUUAUUCAUUUAAGAUAUUUGGGACUGAGAGGUACUUGGUUGAAAAAUCUCCCACGUUCUCUACGCUAUCUUUCCAAUUUGGAAACUCUAGAUCUGAGAUCAACUCUAAUUAAUCCAUUCCCAGAUGAGAUUUUGAGGCUGCAACAACUGAGACACUUGUAUUUUAGUGAUGUCCAACCAAUGGUGUCAAUACCACCCACCAUCCCUAGUACAUAUCUCCCUGACCUCCAGACAUUAAAGGGUUUAUUUAUCAGUGAGAUUAGUAGAAGUGAUAUAGAGGAUUUCUUGAGCAAGCUAACCACAAUGAGAUCAUUGAGUUUGCAUGGUCGUCUUUGUAUUAAGAAAGAACACUUGGGAAAUUGGGUUGCCAAGUUGAAAAGCCUUGAAUGUUUAAAGCUCAAUGCAACAAGACUUAUGACCGAGGAUACAAUUCAUGCAGCAGUUCCGGAGUGGGAUUUGUCAUGCCUCACUCAUCUUUACAAGAUACAUUUAGCAGGGAGUAUGCAAAAGAUGUUUGACAUACAAUACUUCCCAACAAAUCUUUCUGAGUUGACCUUGACACAAUCCUGGCUAAUGGAAGAUCCCAUGAAGACGCUUGAGAAACUGAGAAGCCUGAGAGUUUUGAAACUAAAGCAUGCAGCAUACGUAGGCAGAGAAAUCACUUGCUCAAGUGGAGGCUUUGUUCAGCUUCAGUUGUUGAAGCUCUCAUUCAUGAACUCGGUAGAAACCUUCAGAAUAGAGGAAGGAGCAAUGCCAAAUCUGAGAGAAUUGGAGAUUGUUCAGUGUAAAUUGAAGAUUGUUCCAAGAGGCCUAUGGCCAGUGCAAUCUCUCAAAAGCGUGAAGUUGGGAUUUAUGCCUGGUCAUGAUAUUGGACUUAAGAUUCAAGAACGUGAGGGAGAGAAUUGGUAUAGAAUAGAACAUGUUCUUCCAAUAUAAGAACAUGUUAGUCCUUGUUAAGAGUCAUUUCAGCUUCUCUCUGUACCGAAUUUGCUCCUUGUUAAGAACAUGUUUUGGUAAUUGAAUAAAUGCUCUUUCAAAUUCAAUGAGCUAUACAGACUAUUACCCUCAUAUUGUUUAUAUGUAAUGCUGCGUGUCGUCAAUGGCAACUCCUGUCUAUCACUUUAAAUUUUAA